AUGGGACAAGGUUUUUCUGUACUUUGCCAAGAUCCUAAUAGUGAUUCAAGUUCUACUUCUAAAAAUAAUAAUCACUCAAAUUCGAAAAGUAAAAAGGAAAAUAUUGGAAAUUCUAAACGUGAAAAAAAAUCUGUAAAGAAAAUGAAUACACCAACACUUGUUUCAACUAAUAAAAAGGAAAAUGGUUCUACUUCAAAUUCUGUUUCUAAUUCUUCUCAUAAAAAGAGAACUAGUGCUUCUUAUCAUUUAGAAAAUAAUGAUGGCGACGAUGAAGAUGAUGAAAACAGUGGAAAUUUUAACGAUAAUUCUAUUAGGAAAAAAAAUACAAAAUAUACCGAUAGCGAGAAAAUAGAUAGCAAUAGCAGUGGUAGUGGAAGUGGCAGCGGUAGUGGAAGUGGUGCUUAUGUCGCUAAGAAUAGCAAGGAAUUGAAACAAACUAACACCGCUGAAGAAUCAAAUUCUAUUAACAAUAAUAACAAUGACGAAAUUGUAAACCAAAAUAAUUUAUCUGCAAAUGGUCAAGGUAAUACUAAUAAUGUCGAUAAUGAUGAAAAAAGUCAAAUUCAUAUUUAUGAUAAUACUAAUAGUACGAGCACUAGUAGUAAUUGUUCCACUUUUAACCAAACUAAUAUCGAUAUUAACGAUAGCCAACAAAGCGAAGGACAUAAUAAUGAUAAUAGCAAUAAUGAUACUUCGAUCAUUGUAAACAACAAUGAAAACACCAGUUCAAAUGAGGAAUAUCCUCAACAAUCAAAUAAUGUAAUUCCUUCUUAUACUGAUGGAGAUUACGAUUAUGAUAGCUCUUCUUUCAUUCAAGAUAACUCAAGCUAUUUGGAUUUAUCAAAAUUACAAGAACACCAAUAUCAUGCACCUGGUUAUGACACUUUGCUAGCAAAGAAAGAUCCUGUAUUUAAAAAUAAAAAAUGUCUAGUCCUUGAUUUGGAUGAAACUUUGGUCCAUUCCUCAUUCAAAUAUAUAGAUACUGCCGAUUUUGUAUUACCAGUAACUAUCGAUGAUCAAACUCACCAAGUCUACGUUAUCAAAAGACCUGGUGUCGAUGAAUUUUUAAAAAGAGUAGGAAAGAUAUUCGAAGUUGUAGUAUUUACUGCAAGUGUCUCAAGAUACGGUGAUCCAUUAUUAGAUAUAUUAGAUUCUUCAAAGUCUAUCCAUCACAGAUUAUUUAGAGAGUCGUGUUACAUCUAUGAUGGUAAUUAUGUGAAAAAUUUAUCUCAAAUUGGAAGACCUCUAUCCGAUAUUAUCAUUUUAGAUAACUCUCCUGCAUCGUACAUUUUCCACCCACAACAUGCAAUUCCAAUAUCAUCCUGGUUUUCCGACACACAUGAUAAUGAAUUGUUGGACAUUAUUCCUAUCUUGGAAGACAUUUCUAAGCCAUUUGUUCCAGAUGUCGGAAAAAUCUUAGAUGUUACUAUAUGA
Messenger RNA from Vanderwaltozyma polyspora DSM 70294, 1434 nucleotides. RefSeq names its product phosphatase (gene PSR1). Gene Ontology annotation, molecular function: phosphoprotein phosphatase activity. Bases 1 to 1434 code for a protein of 477 amino acids. Gene Ontology annotation, cellular component: plasma membrane. The record is from RefSeq and is a predicted model, not a curated record. The transcript has a single exon. Lineage: Eukaryota; Fungi; Ascomycota; Saccharomycetes; Saccharomycetales; Saccharomycetaceae.